AUGUUCAUCUACAAGAAAAUCAAGAGACGCAAUGACGGAAAACGCCAAGAGCAUGCAAUAUCAACCACACCCAAUAACAAUGCGAUCCAAGGGUAUACAACGAUUGAGAGCUUAGAGCUUGACGAACGGAAUAAAAAGAAGAAAACUCUUUCGCCAGAGAAAGCUGCUGAGAAGCGACGAAGGACUAUAUACCGCUGGAAGAUAAUCCUAGGAUUGUUCGUUCCCUACUGCUUGCAAGCCCUAGAUACAACGAUUGUGGCUUCAGCAUUGCCAUUCAUCGCAGAGGACUUCAACCAACUCAAACAAUUAAACUGGAUCAUCUCCGUAUUCAACCUCACAUCUGCGGCCUUCCUGUUCUUCUGGGCCCAGCUAACCGAUCUCUUCGGCCGCCACAUCGUUCUACAAUCCGCAAUCUUCAUCAUGAUGAUCGGCUCGGCAAUUUGCACCGGCGCCCCAACAUCAGCAUUCAGCGUUCUCCUCCUCGGCCGCGCCCUCCAAGGUAUCGGUGCCGCAGGGGUGAAUAUCUCCAUCCGCACAAUCCUCGCUGACCGCGUCUCCCUCUCCGAGUACACCCUCAACUGGACAAUCUUCGCACUCAUAUCGGGCAUCGGAUACAGUAUAGGCCCCGUUGUUGGUGGAUAUCUGACCCAGACGUCGUGGCGGUGGUGUUUCGCAAUUAACCUGCCCAUCGCGGUUGCAGCCAUGCCGGUCGUGGCUCUUGUCUUGAGAAAUGAGUUACAGGGUCCGCAACCUGUUCCCGAACUAGAGGGCGAAAGUAUAACGACUCGCUCUGGUCGGUUGCUUGCCAGAAUCUCGACCAUCGAUUACGGUGGCCAGAUGCUUUUUCUCUGGGGAUUUGGUCUGCUUAUCCUUGCUUUUACCUGGGCUGGUGGUAUCUACUCUUGGAAGUCUGCCGCUGUUCUGGCGCCGAUGGUGAUCGGUGGGAUCCUGGCUAUUGUUUGGAUGAUCUAUGAGCGCUGCAUGGAGCCGGGAUUGGCGAUGUCACGAAUCUUUCCACGCCAGAAGGCAAUGGUGCCAUGGGAAUUGCUGAAACAGCGCGAUAUAUGCUUGCUCUUUUUGGUGAAUUUCUCGGUUGGAGUAUCCAUGUUUGCUGUGAUGUAUUUCAUGGAUCUAUACUUCGCGUUGGUGGAAGGAAAGCCUUCUAGUGAUGCCGGGCUAGCGCUGCUGUAUUUCCUCCCUGGCUUGGGUGCGGGUCUGUACAUGGCCAUGUUCUCCUCGAACGUCUGGCCCCGCCAAACCUUCCCGGCUCUGCUCUUGGGCAGUAUCACAACCGCAACGGGAAUGACGGUGCUUGCGUGGGGUGUACACGCGGGCAGAACGAAUGUGAUCUACGGUAUGAUGGCGCUCGUCGGACACGGAGUCGGCAUGCGUAUGAAUCCAGCUUCAAUGCAUGGACUAGCGUAUUUUCCCGCGAUGACGGCGCAAAUCUCGUGUCUUGCUUCGUUUGCUGUUCCAUUUGGAGGUUUGCUCGGGUUAACGAUUAUGUCGACAGUGUUUACCAAUAAGAGCGGUGUUGACCAGCGUGAUGCUCAGGAUGGUAUCAUGUGGGCAUUUAUUGCCAUGAUGCCGUUCAUGUGGUUUUCUGUGGUGAUUACGACUUUCCUUGGUAAUGUGUGGAUUUUGAAGGACGGAGGCCAUGAGGUUGUAAAUAAGCCAUAUUUCUGGUGUUUGAUAUUUCGAAGAGACAAUUUGAGGGAGAAGAGGGAUCGUGGGGAACAGGUGGAUGAUUCUGGGAGGACAAGGGACGUCGAGGCAACACCUGAGGGAGGUAGCCGAUAG
This is a messenger RNA of Penicillium paradoxum, 1800 nucleotides long. RefSeq lists its product as uncharacterized. Gene Ontology annotation, molecular function: basic amino acid transmembrane transporter activity. NCBI's taxonomy places the organism in Eukaryota, Fungi, Ascomycota, Eurotiomycetes, Eurotiales, Aspergillaceae. Gene Ontology annotation, cellular component: fungal-type vacuole membrane. Gene Ontology annotation, biological process: basic amino acid transport; transmembrane transport. The record is from RefSeq and is a predicted model, not a curated record. The transcript has 3 exons. Bases 1 to 1800 code for a protein of 599 amino acids.